AUACGCGCAUGCGUGGACCGAUCGGGUGCUAAAGCAAGAUAGCGUCUGACGGAGAAGUCCUAAACGCGGGCAUUAUAUUUCUGUAUUCUUACAUAUAUGUUGUUUAAUAGAGUACACACGGCUAAUAAUUGUUUGUAGUCGGAUACAUUAGUCUGAGCGCAGUUUGACACUUCUCCUGUUUGAUAGCUUCGCUUAAGGUAGCUUGCAGCUAGUUUAGCUGGCUAGUUAGCUUAGCUUGUUAGCUGCUAACAAAGAGACGCGGAAGUUAUUUAAACAUCGUUAAGUAGGGAACUAAUGUGAGUGUAAAGUGUUGUGAUUGUGUGAAAAUUUGCGAAAUAACAAUGGCAAAGUAUGAGGAGGAAUUUUGGCCAACAAAAGAGGAGAAGGAGCGACAACGUCAACUACUGGAUGUUUAUUAUAAGAAACAUCAUCAAGUUGUGUUACACAGAACAGACGUCCAGCAGCCCCCCCACAUUAAAGAAGAAGAUGUGGAUUCACAGCCCCCCCACAUUGAAGAGGAGGAAGUUUGGAUCACUCAGGAGGGAAAUUGUCUUCGAGGGCAGGAAGAGGCUGAUCUCAGCAAGUUUCCACUGACUGUUGUCUCUGUGAAGACUGAAGAGCAUGAAGACAAACCACCUGAGUCCUCACAGCUUCAUCACAGUCCAACCUCAAACAGUCGGACUCCAAACUCAACUAUGGCUAAGACCAAAGAGCUGUCGAAGGACACCAGGAAAAGAAUUGUAGACCUGCACCAGACUGGGAAGAGUGAAUCCACAAUAGGCAAGCAGCUUGGUGUGAAAAAAUCAACUGUGGGAGCAAUUAUCAGAAAAUGGAAGACAUACAAGACCACUGAUAAUCUCCCUCGAUCUGGGGCUCCACGCAAAAUCUCAUCCUGUGGGGUCAACAUGAUCAUUAAAACGGUGAGCAAAAAUCCCAGAACCACAUGGGGGGACCUAGUGAAUGACCUGCAGAAAGCUGGGACCAAAGUAACAAAGGUUACUAUCAGUAACACACUACGCCGACAGGGAAUCAUAUCCUGCAGUGCCAGACAUGUCCCCCUGCUUAAGCCAGUGCAUGUCCAGGCCCGUCUGAAGUUUGCCAGAGAGCACAUGGAUGAUACAGCAGAGGAUUGGGAGAAUGUCAUGUGGUCAGAUGAAACCAAAAUAUAACUUUUUGGUAUAAACUCAACUCGUCGUGUUUAGAGGAAGAAGAAUACUGAGUUGCAUCCCAAGAUCACCAUACCUACUGUGAAGCAUGGGGGUGGAAACAUCAUGCUUUGGGGCUGUUUUUCUGCUAAGGGGACAGGACGACUGAUCCGUGUUAAGGAAAGAAGGAAUGGGGCCAUGUAUCAUGAGAUUUUGAGCCAAAACCUCCUUCCAUUAGUGAGAGCUUUGAAAAUGAAACGUGGCUGGGUCUUCCAGCAUGACAAUGAUUCCAAACACACCGCCCGGGCAACGAAGGAGUGGCUCCGUAAGAAGCAUUUGAAAGUCCUGAAGUGGCCUAGCCAGUCUCCAGACCUCAACCCCAUUGAAAAUCUGUGGAGGGAGUUGAAAGUCCGUGCUGCUCGGCGACAGCCCCAAAACAUCACUGCUCUCGAGAAGAUCUGCAUAGAGGAAUGGGCCAAAAUACCAGCGACUGUGUGUGCAAACCUGGUAAAGACCUAUAGUAAUUGUUUGACCUCUGUUUUUGCAAACAAAGGUUAUAUUACAAAGUAUUGAGUUGAAUUUUUGUUAUUGACCAAAUACUUACUUUCCACCAUAAUUUACAAAUAAAUUAUUUAAAAUUC
Messenger RNA from Nerophis ophidion (straightnose pipefish), 1786 nucleotides. RefSeq lists its product as uncharacterized. The coding region runs from base 342 to 1169 and encodes 275 amino acids. Gene Ontology annotation, molecular function: DNA binding. Gene Ontology annotation, biological process: DNA integration; DNA transposition. The record is from RefSeq and is a predicted model, not a curated record. Lineage: Eukaryota; Metazoa; Chordata; Actinopteri; Syngnathiformes; Syngnathidae. The transcript has 3 exons.